GGGUCCGUUUUCACAAUACUGGUUCUUCAUCUGUCCCUGGAGUCAUCUUAAUGAGCAUUGAAGAUGGUCAUGAUGGCUUGCCGAGGUUAUCCCAAGUGGAUCCAAUAUACUCGUACAUUGUUGUUAUCAUCAAUUCAUGUCCAAGUGAGAUUUCUUUUUUGAGUCCUGUAUUGAGGGCUAGAACUCUCCAACUACAUCCUAUACAGCUGACGUCAACUGAUUACGCAGUCAAGGAUUCUACAUAUGAAACUUCCACGGGGUGUUUCAAUGUACCUGCAAGGACAACAUCUGUGUUUGUCGAACUUCGGAAAAUUUGAGCAGGUUGCUGCCUACCAUGAUUGGCUGUAAAUAUGAUAUUUUAUGAAUGAAUGCCAUUGUCGCUUGUUGCGUAGUAAGUUCCUAGCAAGAGAUUUUAUGGUUGACAUCUUAAUGUAAAUUGUAAAGCUAUAAAUCAAUGAUUUAAUUUGUUAGUACGAAUGAGAAAUAAUUUCACGAAAAUGCGAGUGCAUUUGUUUA
This is a messenger RNA of Ziziphus jujuba (common jujube), 516 nucleotides long. Its product is annotated as pullulanase 1, chloroplastic-like. The transcript has 3 exons. Bases 51 to 317 code for a protein of 88 amino acids. NCBI's taxonomy places the organism in Eukaryota, Viridiplantae, Streptophyta, Magnoliopsida, Rosales, Rhamnaceae. The record is from RefSeq and is a predicted model, not a curated record.